AGAACCCUCAACAGCAACCCGGAAAAAAAAUAUGACGAAGGUUACGUCACGUCAACAUGGCGGCUUUCAGGACUGUGUCAUGCGGAUUGUAGACAGGCUGUCCCUGAGACAGACGAAAACAAAGUUGAGUUUCUUUGUAAAUUACUCAAAGUUUUUUGUUCCAGGAGGAUUAUGGAUCUGUCUUAAUCCGCGAAGACGCCAUUAGGUGAGGAGUCCGCCAUGUUGGCAUCAGUGGUUUCCAGCCUGACGGCAACCUCCAAGAGGAAGGUCGGGUCACUGGUUUCUCUGAGCAGGAGACUGUCCACCAACCAGCCUUUCUCCCAGGAUGAAACCCGCCACCCUCCCCCCGAACCCCCCGCUCCUCUCCCGGACAGCGAGCCCACCACGGUGAUGCAGAGGAGGCCCAGAAAGGACCCCGACGAACGCUCCGUGCUGCUCUUCCCCGGCCAGGGCAGCCAGUUUGUGGGCAUGGCCAGAGGACUGUUGAAGUACCCAAACGUCAAAGAAAUGUUCACGGUAGCCCAGAAGGUCCUCGGGUACGACCUGCUGUCCCUGUGCCUGGACGGACCCGAGGAGGAUCUGAUGAAGACGGUUCACUGCCAGCCGGCGGUGUUUGUCACCUCACUGGCUGCGGUGGAGAAGCUCAACCAUGAAAAGCCCAAGGUCGUUGAGAUGUGCGUUGCCGCCGCAGGUUUCAGCGUUGGGGAAUUUGCUGCCCUGGUUUUUUCUGGUUCCAUGAACUUUGCAGAAGCUCUGUAUGCAGUGAAGGUACGUGCAGAGGCCAUGCAGAAAGCAUCAGAGCUGGUUCCUAGCGGGAUGUUGUCAGUCAUUGGUCGACCGCAGGCCCAGUAUAAAUAUGCCUGUGUGCAGGCUAAAGAGUACUGCAAAAGCCAAGGGAUAGAGGAGCCUGUCUGCUCUGUGGCCAACUAUCUGUUCCCUGAUGGGAGGGUCGUCGCAGGACACCAAAAGGCUCUGGAUUUCCUCCAGCAAAACUCCAGACAUCUCAAUUUCAUGAGGACCAAACCUCUUCCUGUCAGCGGGGCUUUUCACACUGAGCUGAUGCAGUCGGCUGUUGAACCCUUGAGAGAGGUGCUCAGACAGGUGGAGAUUCGUCGUCCUGAGAUCAGCGUGUACUCCAACGUGGAUGGAAAACGCUACAUGAACGAGAGCCACGUCCGCAGGCAGCUGGCGAAGCAGCUGGUGUCGCCCGUGAAGUGGGAGCAAACUCUGCACGAGAUCUACGAGAGGACGCAGGGACAGAAGUUCCCUCACACCUACGAGGUCGGCCCGGGACGGCAGCUCGGCUCCACGCUUCAAAAGUGUAACAGGAAGGCCUUCCUAAAUUACACAAACAUGAAAGUCACAGCUAAUGAAGACUGAUAAUGUGAUGGAAACAACUUGACUGGAAGCUCCUGUGGCUGCUUCUGAUUGUCUUCUUUGGUUGUUAUUAUCUUGUUAUGUAAAUGAUUUUUUUAAAUGAAUGAGACAACAAAAUGUCA
Scatophagus argus is the source of this 1499-nucleotide messenger RNA. It is a transcript of the gene mcat, whose product is annotated as malonyl CoA:ACP acyltransferase (mitochondrial). The transcript has 5 exons. Lineage: Eukaryota; Metazoa; Chordata; Actinopteri; Scatophagidae. Gene Ontology annotation, molecular function: transferase activity. The coding region runs from base 220 to 1380 and encodes 386 amino acids. The record is from RefSeq and is a predicted model, not a curated record.